Molecule: messenger RNA, 3214 nt
Organism: Capsicum annuum
Lineage: Eukaryota; Viridiplantae; Streptophyta; Magnoliopsida; Solanales; Solanaceae
Product: heat stress transcription factor A-1b
Exons: 3
Coding region: 1590-2819 (409 amino acids)
Biological process (GO): regulation of transcription by RNA polymerase II
Cellular component (GO): nucleus
Molecular function (GO): RNA polymerase II cis-regulatory region sequence-specific DNA binding; DNA-binding transcription factor activity
Source: RefSeq, a predicted model, not a curated record
CUAAUUCACUACCCUUUUCCCAAUUAAUUACUAAUAAAUUUUCUCUCUCACAAUCCCCUCGAAUUUCGAGACCUACAAAUCAUUUUUCAGUAUAAAUAAACUUCUGACUCUUCGUAUCUUUGUCUCCGUAGACCAGGUGAAAAUAUCUUACCACCGUCAGAACGCCGGCGGCCGGAGCAAAAAAAAUGGAAGGAGUUAAUGAGAUAGGAAAUCCGCCACCGCCGUUUCUGAGCAAAACGUAUGACAUGGUGGAUGAUCUGUCGACGGACUCCGUUGUGUCGUGGAGUAAGAGUAACAACAGCUUCGUAGUCUGGAAUGUGCCGGAGUUUACUAGACAUAUUUUGCCUAAGUAUUUUAAGCAUAAUAAUUUCUCCAGCUUCGUCAGGCAGUUGAAUACUUAUGUUAGUAAAUUAUAAAUUUAGAAUUCUUUUUCAUAGCUGUUAAUCGUCAUAUACUUAUGAUUUAUGCUUUUGAUUGUGAUGUUCGUGUUUGCAGCAAUUUACUUAAACCCUAAAUAACAGACUUUUUUCAUUUGUUAGCUGGCUAGAAUUAUGCAGAUAUUAGUAAUGUAUGUAUUAGUUAUGCAGAUAUUAGUAAUGCUUGUGUUAGUCAAUGGCGGACCCAGGAUGCCCCUUCCAGUGGAGAACCUUAAGAUCAAUCUAAAUGCCAGUGCACUCAGCUUUUGUAUCUUUUAUAACUAUUUUUGUAGAUUUCCUAGGUAAUUAUACCUAUUCCGCGUCGAGUUUACUCGGUGCCGGAGCACCCCAAAAAACAAUGUAGGUCCGCCCCUGGUGUUAGUAUGCAGGUAUUAGUAAUGUUGGGGUAUUAGUUAUGCAGAUAUUAGUGAUGUAAGUUUUAAUUAUGCAAAUAUUAGUGAUGUAGGUAUUGCUUAUGCUGAUAUUAGUGAUGUAGGUAUUGCUUAUGCUGAUAUUAGUGAUGUUGGUAUUAGUUAUGCAAAUAUUAGUAAUGUAGCUAUUAAUUAUGCAUAUAUUAGUGAUGUAGGUAUUAGUUAUGCAGGGUACUUAGUUCAUUUUUACUUGUCACUCUUUAUCCCAUUUGACUCUUGUUUAAAUCGAAGCAGAAGCGUCUUAGGUAUUGAAGUUUCAGUUGACGGAUUGACGCUUUGUUUUGGAAGUAUUUUUCCUUCUCUUUAAUUUUUCUUGGUAGGGUCUCAUCAGGGAUACUGGGAACUGAUGAAUGGUACUUUAAUUUGAGAAACAGUUGCAUAGUUUAAACCGGACUUAUUCUCCAGGAAGUUUACGUUUAGGGUUGGUCUUGAAUUCAAUAUUUGGAAGAUAAAUGGUAAUUUCAGUGUUUGCUGUGUUCUGCAAAGCUGGGUUAGGGGCUUGUAAUGUUUUCUCAUGGGAUAACAGUAUUCCACAGUGAAGGUAUGUUCAAAAGUGUGCUAUCAGGUAAAAGGAUACUUUUACCCGUUGCUGUUUUUCCUCCACCAUCCAUUCUAUCCACCAUACAAUACCCCCCUGGUUUCACCGCCUACUGCGCCCUCCAUAGACAAAAGUUACUGUGCAAGAUAAAGGAGUGCUUUAUCUGGUCGACAUUUCUCGCUCUCCUGCUCAAUCCCAUCCUCCAUGGGUUACAAGAAGGUUGAUCCAGACAGCUGGGAAUUUGCAAAUGAGGGAUUUCUUAGAGGUCACAAGCACCUCUUGAAGACUAUAAGUAGGCGAAAACCCUCUCAAAUGCAGGUUCAUCAGGAGACUGCCUCCCAAGUGAAAAGUUUAUCUGUUGGAUCUUAUGAUGAAGUUGGGAAGAUUGGAAUUGAAGAAGAGGUGGAAAGGCUUAAAAAAGAUAAAAGUAUACAUAUGGAGGAGCUAGUCAAGUUGAGGCAGCAGCAGCAGGCAACAGACCACUGCUUGGAAAAUGUUGGGCAGCGUCUUCAGUUAAUGGAGCAAAGGGAACAGCAAACAAUGUCAUUCCUUGCUAAGGCUUUGCAGAGCCCUGGCUUUUUAGCUGAACUGUUUCAUCAACAGAAUGAAAGCAAAAGGUUCAUUACUGGGAUGAAUAAGAAGAGGAGAUUCCCCAGCCAGGAAGAAGAAAAUUAUGCAGGCAAGCAGGUCAGUCCUUUGCAUAACAGGCAGAUAGUCCGUUACCAGCCUUUAUUGAAUGAGGCAGCAAAAGCAUUGCUGCAGAAGCUCCUGAAAACUAAUACAUCUGGUUGGCUGGAAACCAAAGUUAAGAAUACACAUGGUUUCUUGACUAAUCGUUCUCGGUCUUUUGAAAAUACAUUAGAAACUGGUGGUAUAUCCCCUCAUAUUUCUGGGGUUACACUUCCGCAAUUGCCAACUUCUUCACCAUCUCAUCUGAUGUCAGAUUCAGGAUUUCCAUUCAACUCUACUUUAUCUGUCAUUCCAGAGAUCCAGUAUUCCCCUAGUCUGGUUCCUGGGGAGGCCAAAGUCCCUCAGUUCCCUGAAUUAAAUGCGCUCAACUCUCAGAUAGACCAUGUUAACCCUGAAUUUUUAGGACAUGGGAUCGACACACUGGAAACUCUUGAAAGAACUGACCUUAAGCGGUCGGAGACAGGGAAUAUGCCACACAUUGACACAAUGCAAGGUAUUGAAGAUGGUGUAACAUCCGUCCCUGAUGGAUUUUCUACGAAUAAUGUCAUUUCAGACGAGAUGCCUAAGCUUCCAGGCAUUAAUGACAUUUUCUGGGACCAGAUUCUUUUAGCAAGCCCUCUCAUUGGCUAUAAGGAUGAGAUUGGUUCUCUAGCAUUAGAAGAUGGUUUAGCUAAAGAAGAGGAUGUUCCAGGAGUUCAAGAGAGUGAUUGUGAUAAACUGAAGCGUAUAUGUCAUCUCACUUAACAGAUUGGGCUUCUCGCAUUAGGCACUCACAGUGAAUGGAUUUGUGAAUUUUAUUUGAAUCUGGAAAACAUCAGAGGUGAAUGCUCUGUAUUGGUGGACAGCAAUGCUUUUCUGGGGGACUGGUCUUCACUGCAGAUGAAGUUUUGAGUAGAAAGAUAUGUUAUCUGGUUAAUGCAUUUUGAUUCAAACACUUCCGAGUAUUUGUCUAUUCUACUUACUAUGUGGGGUCUGGAAAGGUUGCUAAAAGAUUGUCCCCGAUGGUAUAUAUAGUUCUUUUUAACAUCAUGGAAUGCCAAUUAGGAUUUGAUGCAGAUGUAAGUGAUGUAAGUAUAACUUUCAAGAAAAUGCGAUACUAUUAGUCUGCAAAGGUUACUUCAAGCAGAUUUCUUCCAUCA